Messenger RNA from Alosa sapidissima (American shad), 4830 nucleotides. RefSeq names its product neuronal tyrosine-phosphorylated phosphoinositide-3-kinase adaptor 2b (gene nyap2b). The coding region runs from base 985 to 3792 and encodes 935 amino acids. Gene Ontology annotation, biological process: neuron projection morphogenesis; phosphatidylinositol 3-kinase/protein kinase B signal transduction. The record is from RefSeq and is a predicted model, not a curated record. The transcript has 7 exons. NCBI's taxonomy places the organism in Eukaryota, Metazoa, Chordata, Actinopteri, Clupeiformes, Clupeidae.
UACAUGACAGCAUCACUACAGAAGAGAGCUGAGCUGUCCAUGGUACUGAAACCAGGAAACAGACAGAGAGAGGGAGAGAGAGAGAGAAAGAGACAGAGAACGAGAGAGAGAGAGAGAGAGAGAGAGAGAGAGAGAGAAGGAGGAGGAGGAGGGGGAAGCUCUGCCGCUGUGAGGUGGGUAGGCGUGUUCUUUGUGUUGUGAAGGCUGGGUUAAUGUGCCGUGGCGUCCACACGCAUCUGAGCUCCCCAUCCGAGAGAGCGUGUGUGCAAGACCGGGAGAGGCAUGCCCAUCCAAGCCUCUGAGUCGCAAGCGCCAGCCUGGGUACGCAUACACUUCACCUGAGUGAGGGCAGCGCAGUGGGACCGGCCGGACUCUUUUGGACCGCCUCUGUGGAGCCAUACAAGCGUGUUUCUGGACUAUUGUCUGGUUCUUGUAGGACAGUGAAUGCAGGAUAUGUGCUUGGGUGCGAGUGUGUGUAUAUGAGUGUGUGCGUAUGAGUGUGUGUGUGUGUGUGUGUGUGUGUGUGUGUGUGUAUGUGUAUGUGUGUGUGUGUGUGCGCGUGUGUGUCUGAGUGAGUGAGCUCAUGGAGAGGAUGCUCACUGCAGGUUGCUUCUGUGCUUGUGGAUUUGCAUAGCAUGGACAAAUGAGGAGGGAAGUGCAGUGUGAGCUGGAGUUUUGCACUGAAUGGACAUAGGACUCAGGGCUCACAAGCUAUCCAAAGGAGGGAGCCCCUAGUUAGGCCACCAACUGGGGAGCCUCACCUCAUCUCCCCUUCCAGGCCUAAACCUGAGUUCUGUGUACAAUUCAAUUGACUUUUUAUCAUGGCCAACAUCCUCUGCGUGGAACAAGCGUGGAAUCCUCAGGAACCCAAUCAGGAGUUCUCCGAGUUCUCAAGGUUGCACUUGAUUUGCCUGAGAAGAGGUUCCAUGCCCAAGUCGACAGGAACUCAGCCCCUCUAAAGCUCUGGUGGAUUGCCUGUGAAGGAUGAUGAGUUCAAAAGAGGAGGAGACUCUUCGGUUUUUCCAGUAUGUUGAAGACAGUGGACUAAGAGCUUACAGUGGAUUGAUCACGCACAACCACGAUUUUGUCAGGAAUGAGAAAAACAGGACUAUUAGUCAGGAGAAAAACGACAAGAAAAGAAAACAGGAAGAAGCCAUUAAGAGUGUUGGAGAGGACGUUGUGACGGAGGGGAAGCACCUGCGCAUUGGCUCCAUGACAAUGCCGGCGCCUCCGGAGCGCGUGGCACACCCCUCGUGCGGCCCCGGCUUCGCCGUGCGCUCCCAGUCGCUGCACUCGGUAGGGGGCGGAGGGGAGGAGGACGGCAGCCCCACCUCACGCAAGCAGCCGCCACCCAAACCCCGCCGGGACCCCAACACCAAGCUCAGCAUCUCCUCCGAGACGGUGGACCUGGCCUCCUCCACCUGCAGGAGUGGAGACCCGGACAGGUGUGAUGCUUCUCAGGGCUGCAGUGAGGACUGCAGAAGGGUCCCCCCACCAAAGCCCAAGAGGAACCCCAACACACAGCUGAGCACCUCUUUUGACGAGUCCUAUAUCAGGUCGCACAGUUCCAAGGGCUCGCCUCCGGCCUCUCGGGAGUCCCUGGCGCCCUCGCCCCCGGAGCCGCAGAGCCCCCCUGGCCGGGACUCGGACUCAGACGAGCCGGUGUACAUCGAGAUGACGGGCAGUGCGGUGGCGGCGGCGGCAGCGGCCCGUGAGGCCCGCGAGGCCCGGGAGGCUCGGGAGGCCCAGCGCAGCGAGGACGACGAACCCGGCGAGGCCGUGUACGAGGAGAUGAAGUACCCGGCGCUGGACGAGCUGGACACAGGGCGCUGGGAGCCCUCGGGCUACCGCUCGCAGUGCGCGACGCCGUGCCUGUCCGAGCUGGGCGAACAGACGCCGCUGUCCAGCCGCUGUAGCACGCCGCGCGGCACGCCGCUCUGCGACAUCCCCGCGCCCUUCCCAAACCUGCUUACCCACCGGCCGCCGCUGCUGGUCUUCCCGCCGGCGCCCGCCCAGUGCUCGCCCAACUCGGACGAGUCGCCGCUCACGCCCCUGGACAUGGCCAAGCUGCCCAUGCUGGAAAACGCCUCCUAUAGCAAGUCGCCCACGUCCUCCUCCGGCCUGGAGCAUCCCGGCUCCUCGUCGGCGGCCUCCUCCUCCUCUUCCUCGCACCACCACCACCGCCGCGAGCGAGAGCGCGAGCUCACUGCCACCCCCACCAUCACCAUCUCCGGACGCUCCUCGGCGCCCCCCCUGCCCUGCACCCUCUACAAAUCCUCAGCGUCCAGCCAUGGCUACCAGCGCAGCCACUCGGCCUGCCCGUCCCCGGUUAGCAUGGGCCGCUGCCUGACCCCGCUCAGCCUCAUGCGGGCACCCCCCUUCGACGGGCCCUUUCCCGGUGCGGGGCUUCCACGCAGCGCCUCGGCCACGCCGCACGGGAAGGGCUCGCCGCCGCAGGAGGGCAACGGGCGGCUGCAUGGCUCCAUGCAGAACGUGUCGGUGGGGCGCUCACGCACCCCCACCAGCCCCCUGGACGAACUCACCAACCUGUUCACCACAGGCAGGAACAUGCUGAAGAAGAACACCAGCGGCAGAAAGUCCAAAGAGCCGGGAGAGAGCGAGUCCAAAGGAAGAUGCCACAGUUCCGAGACCAAAAAGGAAGGAAAAGAUCGACACCACAAAGAAUCAAAGCGAGACAUUAAGGAGCGGCACAGCAGCUCCAAAGAGUCGAGACGCGACAGCAAGGAUCGGAGCUGCAACGGCAUAGAACCUAUGCCGCGUCGUGACAGCAAAGACAAGACAGGUAACGUGUCAGAGGCACUCCAUAGACAGGAUAGCAAGGACAGAACCUGCAACAACGUGGACCUUUUCCAGCGCCGUGACAGCAAAGACCGCGGAAAUACCAUGAAUGAGCUUUUGCCGCGACGUGACAGCAAAGACAGGGGUUGUAAUGGAAUCGACUGCUUGCCAAGACAGGACAGUAAAGAAAUGGUUAGGAAUGGAGCCGAGGCGAGGCGCGACGGCAAAGACAGAGGCGGUCAUGUCGCAGAGGGCAUGUCAAGGCAUGAGAGCAAAGAGUCGGUCAGAAAUGGACUGGAAGUGAGGCGAAAUAGUAAAGAAGGGGGCCGGAAGGAUUCGGAGAGCAGACGGGAGUGGGAUUGCAAGGAGAGGAGCUCCACGGACACAAAAAGGGAAGGCAAAGACCGUGGUUGCAACUCUGCAGAUUUCCAUUCGAGGCGUGCCUGCAAAGACAAGGUUGCGCACGUCCCGGAGCCGUUGCCCAGGAACGAGGGUAAAGACAGGGGCAACCAUAGCGCAGAGACCACUAAAACUAAUGAAUGGGAAGGAUUGUCUGGGCCACAGGCCAUCGGAACACCAAGUCGGCUUGGACGAUCCUGUGUUAGUCCCACCAUGAUGUUGGGAAACACCAGUUCAGAGCUAAAGACAGCGCAGAAGAUGGGUCGCUCGCCCUCUACGCCAGUGGCACCGUCUCCACUAGGGACGCCCCAGCGACAACCUCAAGAGCCUCCACAGAGCCAGAUGCCACCCAUGCCGUGGCUAUAUGGUGACAGCACAAUGAUGGAGAUGAUCGAGCGCAAGCAGCGUCUCUGUCGGGAGAUCCGCUCACGGCAGCAGCAGCCCCCACCGCCCCAGCGGCCGCCUCUCCGGAGUCCAUGCAAACAGGAGAGCUUGCCCGCACUCCCUGGCUGGAAGAAGAGCAAUGGGGCCAAAAAGUACGGGCCCCCUCCGUAUCCCAGCCAGACCACGGUCUUUUGGGACACUGCCAUCUGAACCUCUGGGCAACACCCCUACGGACUAUCUCUGCUAACAUGCCAUCUCUUUGUAAGGAGGAGGCUGGCAGCUGGCUGAAAAGGGGAUGCUUAUAUCAGAAUGAACAGCAGGUGGUUUUUCCAUAGCAAUAUUAUGAGGGUCAGGCUUUCCUAUCAUCAUUGUUUAUAUCUGAUAUUUUUAUAUUAUAAUGUGAUUUCUUGUAAUAUACGUAGCAUUAAUAGAUAUUUUCUAAAAAAAUAAAAUAAACACAAUAUGUCUAAAGAUUAUGUAGAUGUAGAACAAUGAAAUGUUUGUUUUAUACCUUUUUUGUCUCAGACAUUGCUAUACGCAACCUAACAGUACCUAGUUACAACGUUGUGUGCUCUCCAAGCCUCUUUUAAUUCAGACAUCUAAACAUUAAUUUACUAUGCUGAAAUGUUACAAACGUACCAUAUAUAAUGGAUAUUUAAAGUCUUUCCCUCAGUGGGAUUUCUGUGGUAACUGAAAUAGGCCUGGCUGUCUUUUGGUUACCUUUAAACAUGUAGGAUGCUGUAAGAAUGUGCAACCCCAAUAAGACAGUUACAUUUCCUUUUUAUAGAAACAUUUCAAUUAUAUACUUGGAUUGUUUGAGCUUGUCAUGUGAUGAGUUAUCAUAGGCCUAACACAGGCCUUAUAACACCUGUUUUGGUGGUUGAUACCUAGGCAAUUAACUAAAUUUAAUGGCAGAGUAUGGGGUGAGAAGAAAGGAAAGUAAGCAUUUAUGUAUGUCAAGAGAAAAGGAAUAGAUUACUUUUAAUGGAGAGGGGAAUAGAAGAUGAGAAACCAGCAUGUGAGAUUGGUGGCUUGUGAACUCAAGCCUGGAGUCAAGGCAGUUUCCUGGGGGGAGUCGGCACCCUUCCCACAGCCUGCACAGUGAAGACACCUGCCCCUCCAGUCAGAGUCCAAGCCCUGUAGCCCUCACACAAACUAAUAGCAGAACAAUCAAUGCUUGAGCUUUCUACACCUUAUUACUUUUACUAAGUACUAACUUAAUUUUAUGCACUUGCUUGUGAGGACGAA